AGAAUCACGAUUCGCCAUCUUGGAAGAUCUCGCGACACGCUUUCAUCUGCUACCAAACUCACCUGAGAAUUGCUCUUUUUUGGAUUUUUCCAGUAUUUUUGAAGCAUCGACAGAAUCAGCAAAUAAGGAGCCGAUAUCUUGACGAAAGUUGAAGUUUGUUUGACAUGGAGGAAUCUACACAGCAUGCAAGUGCUCUGUCCAAGCUGUGCAGAGUAUGUGCCCAAGUGAUUUCUUCACCCAAGAAUAUGUCAAGUGUGAAGAAGUAUGCAGAAGCUCUCUUGGCUCUCUACAAGUUGGACAUUCACGGAGAUCAAAAAGGCACUCACCCACAAUCCAUAUGUAACAAGUGCAGGAUGACUGUGACAAGAGCAUUCAAAAGCUUGCAGAGUGGCAAGGUAUUUACUGGAGUAUUGCCUGCACUAUGCUACUUCAGUCAUCAUCAGCGCCAGUGCCAUGUUUGCGACACAUAUUCAAAGUACCUUCAGUCCAUUCAGCCAGAGGUACCAAUGCCUGCAGUGCAGCCAACGUCCACAUCAGCACCUUCAGAAUUGGAACCAAGCAUUGUAUCUGUGACAAGGACUCUAUUUUCUUCGGAUACACCUGUUGAUGACCAAGGCCCCUCAACAUCCUAUCAGCCGUUCACUCAAAGUGUUCCAGACCCAGGAUCAAAAAUCGAUGGAGCUAAACGAGUUUGGAGCGCUAAAACCAGCCUAAGAAAUGUUGGGAGGGAGUAUGCCAGAAAGAGGACAAGUGACAUCGCUGACUCAGUGGCCGACUUCUGCCUUAAACGAAAAGAAGAUAAGACAGACGUCUUGUACUUUCUUCUCUCUGACAGUCUAAGAGAGUCAGGAGAUCAGCGCCUUAAAGAAGUUAUGGCAUCAUGGAAUGAUGAACUUUCAAUGGAAAUGACUGUCGAGCAAUGCCUUGCUAUGCGGGUCACCACCAUGACAUCUAAAAAUCGAUACAAGGAGCAGUAUGCUCAGAUGAAGGAUGUAUUGAAGCCACCUCAUGUUCUUGACGAGGCAGAAAAAACAUACAUGCCAGGGAGUGUGCGUUUUAGACUUGAAGGGGGAGCUGAGCUAAUACAGCAUACACCUGUCAAAGGAGGCAGGUGGUCCGACUCCAACGAGUACGGGAACAUUAACUUCGAACCAUUGCCGAUAGGAGGGGAGCUGCACAAUGAGCUCGAAGUUCCUGUUCCGAACUUCAAGGGGGUACAAUGGCCUUAUUCUCAUGCCUUGGCAAAGACCCUUGAAGAAUUGGAUGAAGAUAUUGCCCUCGGAUUAGCAUCAUGUGGACUGGAAAAGGGUGAUGAUCCGCUGAUACUGACGAUGGUGAAAGAUGGAGCAGAUGGCAUGGGUGAUGUCUCCAUCAUCAAGGAGAAGGGAGACAGGAUUCUGCCAGACAAGGCAUUUAGGGCUGCAUUCGCCGUCAUUAAAUGCGAAGUAGUUUUGCAAGGGAAAAGAUGUACUGUUUACGAGCCAAAGGACCCGAACUCUGUCCUGAUAACAAGACCUCUUGUAGAAGCUAUAGGGGACGAGAAUAAUCAUGCUUCCUCCAUUCUUAUGUUGGACCUAAUGGAGCAUGAGAGGGAAGUAAUGAAGGAUAAAGUUAUGUCAGUUAAUGUAGGAAAUUGGUGGAGGAGGCACAAACUGUCUUUCUACAAUUCUAUGAUAGACGAGAAGCUAGACCGUGCCGAGAGUGGGCUGCAGGCAAGUGGUUCAAAAUUCUUGUGCACAUUGUGCACAGCCUCAAGGCAAACCGCAAGAGAAAAUGUUGGAAGCUUCGAGAUUUGUCGUACUCUUGAGGACAUGAAGGAUAUGGCAAAUUAUGUUCAAGUCAACCCUGACAAGAAAUCGGCAGCAGAACUGAACGAAAUCGCUGAAGGAGUCAAGGAUUACCCAGUCCUCAAGAGCAGCCCGAAGCAAAAACUGAUUGAUGCAACCCACGCAGAUAUCAAUAUGGGUUCGUUCUUCAAAAAACUGAUCAUAUGUGAGGUAGCAAGGAUCCAAAGCUGGGCCAUAUCCGAGACAUUGAAGCCUGGAUACGAGCAUGCUGAGAAGGCAUUUGAUGAUCAUGCACAUGAAACACUUGGCAUAGUACCCAAGCUAAUGAUGCCAGGAAAUUAUGCUAGACAGCUUUUCAAAGAAGCUAAUCAGCGCCAUGUCCUAGCUCUCAUUCCAGACAGUGACAGGAGAGAAAAGAUGGGAGAAAUAUUCCACUUGUUCCGACAGGUACGCCAAGUCUAUAGGGCUCAUCAUCCUGGCAAGGAAGACAUCGCAUCCUACAAAGAGAAAGCCAUCAGAAUGGGGAGGCUAUUAGAUGAGCACUUCACUUACGCCAGCUGGCCCAACUACCUUCACAAGCUCAUCGAGCAUGUCCAGGAGGUACUUGAAGACGAGGAGGGACCCGGAACUAUUGGCGGGCUAAGUGGGGAGGGGAAUGAAGGUGCAAAUAAGGUAUUUAGAGAUUUGCGCCGCCAUUUUUCACGGAAAUCAAGUGCCAUGCUUUCACUUCGAGAUGUCAUCUGGUUUCAUUGGCUGUACACAAGUCCUAAGCUUCGUAGGAUAGCUCAAGUCACAUCAAGAGACUAUUCAUGUUCAAAAUGUCAGAAAUUGGGGCAUAGUGCAAUCCAUUGUUCAAAUGCAUGAGAAGAAAAACAAUUAGGAAGAAGAUGCAUGCUUGGUUUUGAUAAAUAAAAAAAAAAAACAAUUCAGAAUUGAAAUUUUGAGUACCCGGUACCCAAUUUUCAUAUGAUGCUUUCUUAAAUACAUGAAGUAAACAUGUAAUUUUUAUCUGUUUGAGAGGUUAUGUACAAUGUAGUCAAUACAAAAAGAGGGUAAUGAAUCUGAUUGAAAAGUUGUAUCAAAUUUUCACCACCAAGAUCACUUUCAUUGAAGAUCUAAACUGAACUUUGUCAAAUCAUGAAAUCUACUGCAAGCUGAAGAAUGAUCACAGUGUAUUAUUAUUAUUAUUAUUGGUAAUGACGCUUUACUCAUUUUUCUCAAUUCUCAGCAAUUACACCUCUUUCAGAAUAUUUUGGAACAUUUUUUUCAAUACAUGUACAUAAAGAGAG
Molecule: messenger RNA, 3076 nt
Organism: Lytechinus pictus (painted urchin)
Lineage: Eukaryota; Metazoa; Echinodermata; Echinoidea; Temnopleuroida; Toxopneustidae
Product: V(D)J recombination-activating protein 1-like
Exons: 4
Coding region: 165-2651 (828 amino acids)
Biological process (GO): adaptive immune response; V(D)J recombination; pre-B cell allelic exclusion
Cellular component (GO): DNA recombinase complex; endodeoxyribonuclease complex; nucleus
Molecular function (GO): ubiquitin protein ligase activity; sequence-specific DNA binding; double-stranded DNA endonuclease activity
Source: RefSeq, a predicted model, not a curated record